This is a messenger RNA of Orycteropus afer afer, 8913 nucleotides long. It is a transcript of the gene BOD1L1, whose product is annotated as biorientation of chromosomes in cell division 1 like 1. Bases 1 to 8913 code for a protein of 2970 amino acids. NCBI's taxonomy places the organism in Eukaryota, Metazoa, Chordata, Mammalia, Tubulidentata, Orycteropodidae. The transcript has 25 exons. The record is from RefSeq and is a predicted model, not a curated record.
AUGACUAAAGGAGGGUUCUCGGGGUCAGCACUGUUGACGUUUUGGACUCCUGUGCUGCUAGCGUCCUGCUCCUUUACAGCUGUGGGGCUGCCUGUGCACGGAGCCAGGAUGCCUGCCUAUCAGAAUCUGAGACAACGUGUUGACAACUUUGUGGCAAACCACUUAGCAACUCACACGUGGAGUCCCCAUCUCAAUAAGAACCAACUAAGAAACAACAUUCGACAGCAAGUCCUCAAGUCAGGAAUGCUGGAGUCUGGCAUCGACCGAAUCAUUUCUCAGGUUGUGGAUCCAAAGAUCAACCACACAUUCAGACCUCAGGUGGAGAAAGCCGUGCAUGAGUUUUUGGCCACGUUAAAUCACAAAGAGGAAGCAAGUGCCAGCACAGUGCCCGACGACGAGAAGCCGGACUCCUCCAUCCUCACACAAGGUGUGCCUGCUCCUGGGCCUAGUGCUAAUGUAGCCAAUGAUGCCAUGUCGAUCUUGGAAACCAUAACUUCUCUUAACCAAGAAGCUAACGCUGCCAGGGCCUCAACAGAAACGUCAAAUGUCAAGGCCAAUGAGAGAGUAUCCAAAAAAUUCCCACCUCAACCAAGCACUGACACUAACGCCGAAAAAGAGAGAACUUCUGAGGACACAGCAGAUAGAGACAGAUCUCCCCCUGACUCUGUAGGGGAAGCACUGGAAGCAGCCCCUAAGUCAGAAGAAGCCGGUGACCUCCCAGGUCCAGCUGAGGAAAUUAAAAAUCACACAAAAGAGAGUAAUAGCUUAAUUCUCGUCAGUAAGGAAGUUCAGCAGGAAAACAGUGACCAAAAAAAUAAACCAACAGACAAAGAAAAGAAACCUGAUAGCAAUGAAAAAGGAGAAAGAAAGAAAGAAAAGAAGGAAAAGACUGAGAAGAAGUUUGAUCACUCAAAAAGGAGUGAAGAGAUACAAAAACUGAAAGACGAAAGACAAGCAAAGGAAAAAGAUGCAGAGAGUUCAAAGCUUCCUGUGGAAAAGAACAGUAAUAAAACCAAGAUGGCUGAAGGGACGAAAGAAGAUUGUUCUCUGGUAGAUUCUGAUGUGGAUGGACUUACUGACAUCACAGUUAGCUCUGUCCAUACCAGUGACCUUUCAUCUUUUGAAGAAGACACAGAGGAGGAAGUUGUAAUGUCUGAUAGCACGGAAGAAGGAGAGAUUACAUCAGAUGAUGAAGAGAAGAGCAAGCAGAAUAAAACAAAAAUUCAGACUAGUGAUCCCAGUGAAGGAAAAGUGAAAAACGUACGACACGCUUAUGUACACAAACCCUACCUUUACUCCAAGUACUACAGUGACUCUGAUGACGAACUCACUGUGGAACAGCGGCGACAGUCAAUUGCUAAAGAAAAAGAAGAGAGGCUUUUAAGAAGGCAAAUUAAUAGAGAGAAACUUGAAGAAAAGCGAAAACAAAAAGCAGAAAAGACAAAAUCUUCAAAAGCCAAGAGUCAAGGCAAAGGUAGUGUGGACUUAGAGGAAUCAUCCACCAAGAGCUUGGAGCCCAAAGCCCCCAGAAUUAAAGAAGUCCUUAAAGAACGGAAAGUUUUAGAGAAAAAAGUAGCAUUAAGCAAGAAAAGAAAAAAAGAUUCCAGGAGUAUUGAAGAAAAUUCUAAGAAGAAACAGCCACCUGAAGAAGAUUCCAAAGAAACCCUCAAAACAAGUGAGCACUGUGAAAAAGAAAAGGUAUCUUCCUCGAAGGAGCCGAAGCACGUACAUGCAAAAAGCGAAUCAAGCAAACCUGCCAGGAGACUCUCAGAGUGUGUGCACCCAGCUGAUGAGAACAGAAGUGAGUGCAGAGCGGAGAGAGAGCACAAGAGACGGACAUCAACCCCUGCUGCGGUGGAGGGCGCACAGGAGGAAGCUGACGUGAGAGAUGGAAAAAGGCAGGCAGAACGCUCAGAAACGGGCACAGAAGAGCUACCGAGACAGAAGAGCACACUGAAGAGUGAAAGACAUCUAAAGAAAGAUGAUUCUGAAGCACCACAUUCAAAGAGUCUCCCUAAGAAAGAGGUGAGAUCCUCCAAGGAGAAGCCUGAAAAGGAGAAAACUCUGUCGGAAGACAAAUUGUCUAUGAAACAUAAAUAUAAAGGUGACAGUGUACAUAAAACAGGCGAUGAGGCUGACCUUCACUCUUCUGAGAAAGGUUUAAAGGCAGAUGACAACAUUCAAAAGCAAAAUCAACAAGCAAAGCUUUCUUCAGAUGAUAAAGCUGACCGGAAGAGUAAACAUAGGAAUGAGAGGAAAUUAUCGAUUUUGGGCAAAGAUGGAAAGCCAGUUUCUGAAUAUCUUAUAAAAACAGAUGAGAAUGUUCGUAAAGAAAACAAUAAAAAAGAGAGACACCUGUCAGCUGAAAAGGCUAAAGCAGAGCACAGAUCCAGAAGGUCAAGUGGUUCUAAAGUUCAGAAAGAGCCUCUGAGUUCCAGGCAACACGGCACCUCGUUACAAAGAAGAAGUGAAAGUUACUCAGAAGACAAGUGUGAUGUGGACUCCACUCAUUUCGAUAGUCACUCAAAACCCGAAGAGGCUCACAAAGAAAAGCGAAGAACAAAGAGCUUGUUAGAAGAGAGACUUGUGCUAAAGUCCAAAUCAAAAAGUCAAGGCAAACAGUUAAAGGGGAUUGAAAUAGAGUUACAAGAAAGUGUCACAAAACAGGCGACUACUCCUAAACCUGAUAAGGAGAAGAACACCGAAGAAAGUGACUCUGAUAAACAGCGGAAGUCUAAAACUGAGGACAAACCUUGUGAAGAAACUGGUGCCGAGCCUGUGUCAGAGAGUGCUUCUUCACACACUGCACAGAAAGACGUUAGUCAUAGAACAAAGUUAUCAUUUGCAAAGGAGAAGUACAAGGGUGAUAAAGAUUCAAGCUCUUCCAGGCUUGAGAGAAAGUUAUCUGAUGGGCACAGAAGCAGAAGUUUAAAACACAGCAGUAGGGACGGGAAGAAGAAGGAAGAAAAUAAAUCAGAUGACAAGGAUGGUAAAGAAGUGGACAGUAACCAUGAAAAGGCCAAAGGGAAUAGUUUAGUGGAAAAGAAAUUAAGUAGGAGGUUGUGUGAAAAUCGAAGAGGAAGCCUAUCUCAAGAAGUGACCAAAGGAGAAGAAAAAUUAGCCACAAACAUUUCGGGCACUUCCAGUGUUCCCUCCCUUCAGAGGCCAAAAAAAAGUGGCGACACCACAACGAUCCCUGAACAAGAGCCAAUGGAAAUUGAUUCUGAGCCAGCCACCGAAAAUGUAUCUGUAGCAUCUAAAGCCCAAGACAGUAGCAAUCAUAGUUCUCAGCAAGACCUUGACUCUGGAAAUGUAAUGAAACAAAAACCUACUUCAGCCCUUCUAAAGGAGCCAUUAAGAACUUCCAUGGUAGAUUCAAGAACAGCAGCCCCAGCCUACAAGUCAGGACGCGGAAUGGUUGUGGGUUCUGAAAAGCAUGCUGGUCACAAAGCCACCCUGACCAAGAAAACCCACAUCCAAAGUACUGUUUCCAAACCAAAUCCUGAGGAGAAAGAAGCCGUUCAACAAGGAGCUCAUGAAAUAAUUAUAGACUCUGAAACUAGUCAUAGAAUGUCCCCUGCUGCCCCAUCAGAAAAUGAUAGCAUACAGAAGAAUUUGAAAAACACAUCCAAACCCUCUGAAGAACAUGUUGCUCAAGGAGAUGCUGCUCUUGAACAUUCCAUAAACUUAGGCCCCUCACCACCCUUAAGCUCAGCAACUGUUGUGCCUCAGAAAGGGUCUCAUGAUUCAGAUACAAUCCCUUCAGCUGUCAAAAGAACUGUUUUAGAAGGUGGCACAGCUAGCACUUCACUUGCGGACCAAUCUCCUGUCCCUCAUCCAAGUUUGACUUUGGGGGACUCAGAUGUCCCUAGGACAGGUGACAGCAAAGAAGGUAGUGAAGGUUCCACAGUAAAUACACCAGCAAAUGCAGGGAUAGAUAGCAUAAGACACAUUCCAGAAGGUUCUCAGACCCCUUUAUUGCACAGUAAACAAGGAAAAGUCAGUAAGCCUCACAGUAGCAAGUUAACGGACAUGGCUGUGGGGAAUGAGAAUGUUAACAAAGAAGUUGGCUUAAAGGACAUGGCCAAGAAAGAAAAUGAUUUAAUUUCAGAGCCCGGUUUAAAGCAGAACAUGAGAGCUACAGUAGAUAAUGGCAAAAAGGAUGGCAUUGCCAUUGAUCAUGUGGCAGGCAUAAAUACAGAAGAAGAUGCUGAAAGUAUUGAACUUACAGAAAGAGUAAGCAUAAAUAGAGGCCCGGGUGAAAUGGAAAACCUAUCCAUUGAUGGUGAAACAAGGAAUGAAAACAGUGAAGUAGACACCAGUGCUGGAGGUGAAGAUGCAUCCUUUGUUGUACAACAAAGGGAUAAAACAGCUAAGAAUGUGACAGCUGGGUCUGGUAAAGCAGAAAAGACUUUUAUUGCCACUAGUACUGAAGGGAAGGACAAAGCUGUUACCUUAAACUCAGUAAAGAUGGGGGCUGCCACAAUUACCUCUUCGGAAACAGGAGAGAGUGAGAUAGCUUUGCCUUGCACAAGUAUCGAGGCAGAUGAAGGCCUCAUAACGGGUGCCUGCUCCAGAAACAACCCUCUUCAUGUCGGGGCAGAUCCCAGCGAGAGCACUGUAUUUGCUGCAGCCGAAGAAGGUGGGGGUGUUGUCACAGAGGGAUUUGCUGAGAGUGAAACUUUUCUUACAAGCACCAAGGAAGGAGAAAGUGGAGAGUGUACCAUGGCAGAAUCUGAAGAAAGAGCAACAGGUCCAGUGACUGCCCAUACAGGUAAAAUUGAGGAUAAUGUGAAUAGUGUUGGAACAGAAGAAAAAGAUGAUGCUGUAACCAGUGCUGGCUCUGAAGAAAAAUGUGAUGGAUCUUCAAGUAGAGACUCAGAAAUAGUUGAAGGAACCGUUACAUUUAUUAGUGAAGUUGAAAGUGAUGGAGCAGUUACAAGUGCUGGAACAGAAAUAAGAGAGGGAUCCUUAAGCAGUGAAGAGGUAGAUGAAUUCCAGAAAAUCAGGACAAGACUAGGCCCCAAAAAAGAAACUGAGGGUACUGUGACAUGCACGGUAGCAGAAGGAAGAAGCGAUAACUUUGUAAUCUGCUCAGUAACUGGUGCAGGACCACAGGAGGAGCGCAUGGUCACAGGUGCAAAUGUGGUGCUGGUAGACAUUGACAGACCACCGGGGACAAGUGCCAGCCAAGAAGGAGAUGGUUCAGUGAAUGACGGUACAGAAGGUGAAAGUGCAGUCACUAGCACGGGGAUUACAGAAGAAGAUGGAGAGGGGCCAGCAAGUUGCACAGGUUCAGAAGAUAGUAGUGAAGGCUUUGCUGUAAGUUCUGAAUCAGAAGAAAAUGGAGAAAAUGCAAUGGACAGCACAGUAGCCAAAGAAGUCACUAAUGCACCACUAGCCACCACUGCUGGUCCUUGUGAUGAUGAAGGCAUCGUAACCAGCACAGGUGCAAAAGAGGAGGAGGAUGAAGGUGAGGGUGUUGUAACUAGUACCGGAAGAGGAAAUGAAAUUGGACAUUCUUCAGCUUGCACAGAAAUAGAAGAAAAUGAAGGGGCAUUGAUUUGCGAAAGUGCAGAAGGGGACAGUGCAAUUGGUACUGCAGUGGAACAUGUAGAAGCUGAAGCAGGAGCAGCCAUCGUAAAUGCAAAUGAAAGUAAUGUUGACAGCAGGAGUGGUACAGAGAAAGAGAUUAAAGAUACAGAGAUCUGCUCAAGUGCUAAAGGGAUUGUAGAAAGCAGUGUGACCAGUGCAGUUUCAGGAAAGGGUGAAGUGGCAUCAGUUCCUGAAGGUUGUCAGAGUCCCAUGACUAGUGUAGCUUCCGAUCAAAGUGACAGACAGCUUGCCAGGAAAGAAAAAGUUGAAGAUGCCACCAUUUCCACUGGCAUUGUGGGGGGUAGUUAUGAAGUUCUUGUGUCUGGUGCAGUCCCAGAAUGUGAAGUUGAUCACACAACCGGUGAAAAAGAAGAUGAGGGCAUCAUAACCUCUGUAGAAAAUCAAGAGUGUGAUGGUCUCAUGGCUGCCACAGUCAGUGAUGGUAUUACCAACCAGAAUAGUUUAGCUGGUGGUAAAAGUCAAGAAAAAGGCUUGAUGAUUUCCACCAGUACCACAAGUGAUUAUACCCCUCAGCUAAGCAUGAUUGUAAAUGUGGAAAAAGGCCAUUCCAGUGCUCUGAGAAGUGGGGAUAAUGUGGAAGAUGCUAGAGUAAACAUGGAAGAAUUUGAGGCGCCCAUGCCCAGUGCAGCUGCAGGAGGUGACAGCCAACCCACUGCUACUAGAAAUGAAGAGAAAGAUGAGUGUGCCAUGAUUUCCACAAGCAUACAGGAAGAGUUUGAAGUGCCUAUUUCCAGUGCAACAACCACCAAAUCUGCUGAAAGCCAGCAGCUAGUUGCAGCAGUUGAGGAAAGAGACAAAGAUCCAAUUUCAGAAAGUACAGAGGACUUUGAGGCACCUAUGCCCAGCGCACCCACGGAAGUUGAAAGUCCUCUUGCCUCCACCAGCAAGGAUGAAAAAGAUGAGUGCGCUCUCAUUUCCACAAGCAUAGCCGAAGAAUGUGAGGCCUCUAUUUCUGGUGUAGCUGUUGAAAGUGAAAACGUGCAGUCAGCUACAGUCCUGGAAGAGAAAGAUGGAAGUGCUGUCAUCUCAACCAGCUCAGUAGAGGACUGUGAGGGCCCUGUGUCCAGUGCAGCCCCCCAGGAGGAAAUCCACCCCUGUGUCACGCCAGCAGAAGAGAUCAGUGACACCACCAUGAUUUCCACAAGUACCUCCGAAGGGCGUGAAGCAAUCAUGGUCAGUGCCAUCCCACGGGAUGAGGAUCAGCCCACGACUGCACGAGUGGAGGACCCGAGUGACGCAGCCAUCAUCUCCACCAGCACAGCCGAAUGUGCGCUGAUCAUCGCCGGCCUGGACCAGUGUAAAGAGAAUCAGCUCCCUGCCAGCAUCCCCAAAGGAAAUGAUGACCUGCCAGCAUUGUCAGCUGCAAAGGUGAGCAAGCGUGCUGUCCCUGCACCCAGCCUAAUUGCUGAGAAUAACCGUCAGUGUCCCAGGCCUCUUGCAGGAGGAAAAGAAGUGGGCCCUGUGAUGGCUGGAAGCAUCGAGAAAGAGCGUGAGCAUACAUCCAUCAGUGUGCACUCUGCAGGGAGCAGCCAGCCGAGCACUGCGAACGCGGGAGAGAAAGAUGGACGUGGCAAGGACUGUUCCGGCAAGGUUCUGUUUGCAGAAAGGGGACAAUGUGAGAAUGCUUUGAGCCUUGUAAACACAGGAGGGGAGAGUAUACUGUUGAGCUCUGUUCAGAAAGGAAAUAAGAGCCAUGAGGCCAGGACAGCAAGGGGUAGCACCACAGCCAGCUGGUCGGCCAGAAGGGACUUGGAGAGGAGUGCUCACUCACUCCUCAGUCUGCAAGGACCAGAAGAAGCAUCUGGGCAGACAGCUGAGGACUCCUCUGUCAGUGUUCGGUGUUUGGCAGCAGUAGAUACCGGUGCUAAAGAAGCUGGCCUGCUAGGUGGGCAGGAUGCUGCAGCAGGCCAUUGCUCUGCUCCCACUGACCAGCGGAGGCCUGAGGACCACUUGAAAACCACGUCCACUGAAUGUAUCAAUGGCCAAGAGUCAGAAGUGACUCCUUCCAACGUGACGGUUCUUCCAGCUGCCAGUGACAUAGCGCAGUCGGCUCCAAACUGUGAGCAGGACUUGACGGUGAAGAGCGGGCCUGGGCACAAAUGGACUGCUGAAGCUUCCACUGGGAAAGCGGGAGAUGGACAUGGUGUGACACAGUCCUUGCAGGGGGAAGGAGACCUGUUCCCAGUCACUGUUUCUCCUGAAGGGAAUGUGUGUGCAACAGGCAAUGAAGAGUCUCCACUGCAGGUUUUGGGAGGAUUGGAGCUGAAAGCCAGCUUGAAAACUGAGACACUUGUGCCUUCAGAGGAGGAGAAAACUGAACUUCUGGUCCCACCAGGAAGUCCCUGCGUGGAAAAGCCAAGUGGAAUAGGUAACCUACAGAGGGUACCGUCUUUGGUGAGUGAAUCACUGGAUGUCAAAAAUUCAGACUCAGGAACAAAGGAAGAACUCCAUAGCAAAUCUUGGGACAAGGAAGAGAUUUCCAAUGGGAAAAAUACCAGCACAGAAACCGCAAGAGGCUGCCGGGUCGAAGCAAACCCUAAAGAGGUUGAAAUUUCAGUCCAAGAGGAAGAAAGACAUAUGGCUAAAAGAAAAAGAAAGAAGCACUGUCCCUCAUCAGAUGAUGAACUGGAUGAUAAUCCAGAUGCCCUGAUUUCCAGAGUGGGAACCUCACGGAGGCCACGCUCACAAACCGAGCUGCAUGGGGCCAAGGAGGCGUGCUCUGGUGAUCUGAGAGAGCUGGCAACAGCAAGCUGUAAGACAAGCAGCACUGCUUCCAAGACCAAGGAUGAGAAAGAUGAAUCCAGCAGCAGUGAAGCUACUGGUGAAAAGACGGAGCCGAAUGACGACGACACCCUGAAAUCUCGGGAGGACAAUCAGCCUGUAAUUAUUAAAAGGAGGAGAGGAAGACCUCGUAAACACCCCAUAGAAGCCGUGUUGAAAGCGAAAGAGGACUCCAGAGGAGACACUGGCCUUGUCACUGUAGAACAACCUCCAGCUAACAGUAAAGUCAAAGUAAUGCAAACAGAAUCCUCAGAGCCAGAAAGAAAACGCCAGAAAUGGGUUUCUGACGGGACUGAGGACAAGAAAGACCAGGAGUCAGAUGAGGAAGAGGAAGAGGAGGAGGACGAUGAGCCCUCGGGAGCCACCACGAGAUCCGCCACCAGAUCGGAGGCUCAGAGAUCAAAGACACAGAUCUCCCCUUGUACCAAGCGCAAGAGAGAAGCCAGCCCUCCCGGGGCGCGGACGCGAGGCCAGCAGAGGGUGGAGGAAGCGCCUGUGAAAAAGGCCAAGCGGUGA